Messenger RNA from Cuscuta europaea, 1381 nucleotides. The record is from the annotation of a GenBank genome assembly. NCBI's taxonomy places the organism in Eukaryota, Viridiplantae, Streptophyta, Magnoliopsida, Solanales, Convolvulaceae.
GCUUAGGGAUUUUUCGAUCCUCCUCUCUCCAUGGCCGACGUUACUACGUCCACCACCACAGCGGUCACGAUGCCUGUCAACCCGAUGCAGCCGCCGCCUGUCUCCACUUUAUCUUCGGCCUCAAUGACGUUCACCGGUCAUUCCCAACAGGCGUCCGACUCCAGCAGCCAUAUCAAUCGAUUGCUGCCCCUUUUCUCGUAGAUGGUGCUGCCUCCCAUCAGCGUUGCGUAGAUUCGUUCUCCACUAGCAGCCUCAUUGUCGCAGCAUAUCAGUGCCAUUCCUCCACUAGACUCCUACAGACUAUUCAAUAUGCUCGAGCCUUCUCUUGGAUGCCAACCUCGUCUACAGUUCCGCCGACUAUUGCUCCAGUUCUUCCUGAAAUUGGUGGACCCUCGACUGCCUUCUCCGGUCUGACCUUCUCCAGCCAGCCAGGGGUUGCGCCACUGUCGCAGGUUCUGCCAUCUUCUCUUCAAGGUUUUGGAAAUACUCCAAGUUUUUUAUCUUCUCUGGCAUCUCAACUAGCCUUUUCUACUCCUAAUGUGAAUAAUAUUGUUACUACAAGAUUAUCGGCUGUUGAGGAUUAUUUGUCAUGACGGACCCAUUGCGGUAACGCCACCUACUGUGUCUCACAGUAUCUCACAGUCUUUUAGGGAUACUAGAUGGGUCCAUUGCGGUACUGCCACCUACUGUUUCUGAUUUAGCUAGAUGGGAGACACCUAAUCCCGAUUACCACCACUGGUUAAAAAUUGAUCAAACUUUGAGGUCCUUGCUUUUUGCUACUCUUACCUGGGAUGUUUUAAUGGCGGUUUAUGACUUGAAGUUUUCACAUCUUAUUUGUGAUAGACUUUAGAACCGUUUCAUGUCUGCUUGUUUUUACCGAUCCAUAGAACUUAAACGCUUAUUGUCUCAUGUGAAAAAGGAAUCCCAGACCAUGGAUCAAUAUUUGUUAGAAAUUAAGCUUAUGGCAGAUGCACUGGCGGCUAUUAAUUCUCAUGGAAUGCGACCCUUGAAACCUUGAGGCCUAUGCAACAAGCACAAGAGCAAUGAAAUGCUCUUCUCUGGACACAGGAGUCACCUAGGUGUUUGCCGCUACUCAUUCUGGCGCACAAGCUCCUCCGAGCCGGGGUGGGUGCUCGUGGGGGUGGUCCUCCUCACGGUGCCGGUGUGCAAGGAAAUCGUGGAGGUAGACCUCACAGCGGUCGAAGUCAUGGAGGCUGGGGCUAUUAUUCUCCUCCUCCACCUCCUCCUCCUCCUCUUCUUUCUUUCCUUCUCUCCUUUUCAUACUUUAUCUUCACCAUCUUCAUCACCUUUAUUCUUGUCUAUGCACUGGGAAAAUAAAAAUGUUUGAGAGUUUGAAGAAUCGCCGAAGAGUUGAACGGGC